AUGCCGAAACGGAAAGCUCCUACUCAACUCUCUGCCCUUGCUGGCUCGGAUGAUGAGGAUCUGAUGCAACUCACUGAAAACGAAAGCGCCCCUUUCCCCGACGCGCGCGACGAGCCUCCCGUCAAACGUCGACGAGGCCGACCGCGUACUUCCAACGAAACUGCCACCGAGACCAAAACCACGCGAGCAAAGAAGCAGGCAUCAGAGCCACCGUCUCAGGAUGAAGCUACAGUAGCCAAAAAGCCUGUUCGUCGAGGGAGACCUCGAGGAAGCAGUCGCACGGCCGAUAAUCCUGCGGGUCAAGAGCGGGCAGCCGUGACGCAGGAGUCAACAGAGGAUGAAGACACCAAUGACCAGGAGAAUGAAGAUCCGAAGGCUACAAAGGGUACGAAGACUUCGCGCGCUGCCCAGAAGGCUAAGCCAGCAGCUGCGACAACGACAGCGACCGCAGCGCGUCGCCGAGCCCGAGCACCCAGCGUGGCAAAGCAGACAGACGGCGAAUUUGAGUACACUCCGACACGCGCUGCCCAACUACAGCAACUACAGCCUGAACACGAAGUGCUCGAUUCGCAGAUGCAUGAGACCGAGCCUGGGGUUGACGAGUCUGUUCUCCCAGACCCUCCAACUCGCUACGCAUCCUCAUCUGUUGUUAAGAAUGCGCGAGCCCGAAUGGCCAUUGUACGGACACAGGAUGCCUCACCAAACAAGCGCAAGUCUGCUUUUGGAGUCGAGCAAGUUGUUGAUCCGGACUUAAGGCGUAGGAUUGGAGAUCUCACCAAGAAGCACGAUGGAUUAGAAUCGAAGUAUCGCAAUCUUCGCGAGAUUGGUAUCGUAGAAGCCAACACCAACAUGGAAAGGUUGCGCAAGCAAUGUGAGAGUAUCACCACAGCAUCGAACGAAUUGGUCGCUUCGCUCCGAACCGAAUUAGAAGCACAGCGAGCGCUUGGACAGCAGAGCCGCACUCUCCAGAAGCAACUUAAAGACCGGGAUGCCGAAAUGGCCCGGCUCAAGACCGAGGCCGAGGAAGCUCGCUCUCAUCUUGCGGCGACACAGGCCGAAGUCAAGGCCUUGCAGACGAAGCUCGCCGCAGCACGCAGCACAGCCGCAAGCCUCGAGAGUGUAGCCAAGGUCCCCGGAAGCGCCAUGAAGAUUGGAACCAACCGCGCAACCGCCGCUGUGACAGCCGAGGCCGCACAAGCAGCCCAGCUCGCCUCGCUCAAGGAGGAGCUAUAUACUGACUUGACUGGAUUGAUUAUCCGGGAUGUCAAGAACAGAGAGACAGAUGAUCUAUACGACUGCAUUCAGACCGGUGUCAACGGAACACUGCACUUCAAGCUUGUUAUUCCCAAGGUGGCUUCGUCGAAGUACGAGUCGGCGGAAUUCCAGUAUUUGCCCUUGCUGGAUGCGAACAGGGAUCGUGACUUGGUGAAUAUCCUUCCCGAUUUCUUGGCGGUGGAUAUCACCUUUAGUCGGGGGCAGGCGUCCAAGUUCUAUACAAGGGUUAUUGAUGCCUUGACGAAGCGGCGGUCGAGCUCAACGCGGCAGUAG
Molecule: messenger RNA, 1548 nt
Organism: Penicillium atrosanguineum
Lineage: Eukaryota; Fungi; Ascomycota; Eurotiomycetes; Eurotiales; Aspergillaceae
Product: putative chromosome segregation protein (Pcs1)
Exons: 3
Coding region: 1-1548 (515 amino acids)
Biological process (GO): attachment of mitotic spindle microtubules to kinetochore; homologous chromosome segregation; meiotic sister chromatid segregation
Cellular component (GO): mitotic spindle; chromosome, centromeric core domain; nucleolus
Molecular function (GO): microtubule site clamp; protein binding
Source: RefSeq, a predicted model, not a curated record